AUGUCUAGCGACGAUGCUCUACACUUCGACUACUUUCGCGUCUCCUGCACCGAAGAGUUCUCCCGCUCUUUCAACCCACCUUUAUGGAAGCAGCUUAUUCUGCGGGCAGCGUAUACGGAGCCUUUCAUGCUGCACGCGGUGCUCUCCAUUGGGGCUUUGCGGCGCUCGCAGCUAUUGCCCAUAUCAUCAGCUUCUACUGUAGUAAUGUUGCACUAUAGCAAAAAAUGGUACGAAAUAGCGACAGGAGAGUUAGCCGAGAUGCUGAAGGCCCAGAGUGUGGAUUGGAAGCUAGCGCUACUAGGCAGCCUUGUCUUUCUGGCUGUUGAAGUGUUGCGUGGCCAUGAGCACGGUGCACUACUACAUUUCAGGAGUGGAUUUAGCAUUUUGAAGAGCUUUGCCCUCGAGGGAGCGAUUAUCUCUCCGGGCACGCUGCAUUUCUCGGAUGUGGACGAAUUUGAUGAUGCUGUCAACGCAUUUACACGUCUAAGUGUUGAACAGUAUCCUUUUGUUGGCUUGCACAGUAGCUCAAAUGCAACUCCUACUCUUCCGUCACACUUCGAUACGUUAGUAGAAACUCGGAGGUCGCUCAACUCCAUUAUUUCAUCGCUGGAUACUUUCCUCCGCCAGUACAGUUGUCCUUCCAAGCCAACUCCUCCAUCGCAUCCUCACUCAGCCCUAAUAACCGCCAGACAACACGCCAUCCAAAUCAUUCUUCAAGAAUGGCACAAAAGGUUUCAUGCCUUCCUCUCCUCCUCAACAACUACCCAAAAUGUCAAAGAUCACGCCCAAGUCCUGCUCAUCCAAUACCUCGUUGCCUCGAUCAGAAUUUCAACACACUUCUCGGUUUCCCAGCUCAUAUACGAUGUCUAUCUCCCCGAAUUCGAGCAGAUAACAGUAAUGGCUAAGGCCGUGAUCGAUGUGGACAACAAAUCUUGGCCAAAUUCAAAUGGACCAUGUUACACGCUCAAUAUUGCGAUGGCACAGCCGCUAUAUUUUGUGGCGAGAUAUUGUCGAUAUAGUGUAGUGCGGAAGCGAGCGAUUGGGGCCUUGAGAAAAGUUGGGAGAGAGGGAAUAUAUACAGGGAGAGCGGUAGCAAGGGUUGCUGAGUGGAUUGUGGGGACCGAGGAGGGUGAUAUGGGGCACGGCUUUGUCGCAGAGGAGAUGAGAUUAAAUAAUGUUGUGUUCAAUAUCCGAGAAGAUGGAAGGACCGCGGAAGUUUGUGCAGAGAAGAGGGGCUUGUUAGGAACUUGGGAGGAAAUACAGGAUGAGAUUGACUUGUGUUAA
Venustampulla echinocandica is the source of this 1284-nucleotide messenger RNA. RefSeq lists its product as uncharacterized. The transcript has a single exon. NCBI's taxonomy places the organism in Eukaryota, Fungi, Ascomycota, Leotiomycetes, Helotiales, Pleuroascaceae. The record is from RefSeq and is a predicted model, not a curated record. The coding region runs from base 1 to 1284 and encodes 427 amino acids.